Molecule: messenger RNA, 2028 nt
Organism: Eremomyces bilateralis CBS 781.70
Lineage: Eukaryota; Fungi; Ascomycota; Dothideomycetes; Eremomycetales; Eremomycetaceae
Product: alkaline phosphatase-like protein
Exons: 10
Coding region: 1-2028 (675 amino acids)
Biological process (GO): dephosphorylation
Molecular function (GO): alkaline phosphatase activity
Source: RefSeq, a predicted model, not a curated record
AUGGUCGCCUCUUCACUCCUCCUCGCCGCCACCGCGCUGCUCCUCCGGACCGGUUCCGCGCAAACCUUCCGGCGGCUGGGAACAUGUCCGACCUUAGGAUGUAUUCUUCCUCCGGACCAGGCUGACUUCCUGUCCGGACAGUAUUUUGAUAUUCGUGUCGAAAUCCAUGCGCCGCUCAAUGGCUCCGAAGCAACCAAUUCUCCUCCAGACGAGAAAUUCACGCUCACCAUCGAGAAGGAGGGUGGCCGACGUGCCGCUGAUGUCUCGAACUACUUCCGAACGGAGGAACCUAAGCUUGAGAAAUGGCAGUUCAGCUGGUAUGAAGAUCUCUUCGCCCAGGAUGCUAAAACGCCGACGAUCGUCAAUGUCACCUCCAAGGCCUGGCGGUACGUCCAGCUCACCGACCCCGGUGAGUAUACCGCGACUCUAACCUGGAGCGGUGGGGAGACGGUUGCGAGCUGGUUGGUCCGCGAUAUGGAUACCUCUCGCAAGGCUAAGAACGUCAUCCUCUUCAUUGGUGAUGGCAUGACUACCAAUAUGAUCACCGCCGCUCGCCACCUUGGUCACAAGUCAAUUAACGGUAUCUUCCAGUCGCGCUUGGCCCUUGACAAGUUCCCGGUUCCAACCCUAACUCACUCGAUCGACUCGUUCAUUACCGACUCGGCCAACUCGGCCAGUGCCCUGUACUCUGGACACAAGAGCAGUGCAAACGCCCUUGGCGUUUAUGCGGACUCCUCCAAGAGCCCUUUCGAUGAUCCGAAGGUGGAACUCAUCUCGGAAAUCUUCUCCCGCAAAUAUGGCGCCAAGAUCGGCGUUGUCAGCACGGCGUAUAUUGCUGAUGCCACACCCGGUGGGCUUUCCGCUCAUACCCGCUUGCGAAGCGAAUAUGGCGCCGUCGUCGACUCCUACCUCAACUCCGUCGCCAAUUACACCUGGACGGAUAUUGAGGGUGUGGACGUUCUGUUCGGAGGAGGUGCCGAGCAGUUCUACCCGCCGUCGCUAGGCGGUGUGACAUACCAGGAUAAGGAUUACUACGCCGAAUUCGCCGAGAAGGGCUAUUCUCUCGCACAAAAUAAGACGAGCCUGCAGUCUCUUCCCAACGACAAGAAGGCACUUGGUAUCUUUACUGUCAACAACCUGCCAGUCUGGUUAGACCGCAAUGUCUACCCCGAGAACCUCAAGCUCGGCAACUCCCCCGAUGGUCUUAAGACGGACCAACUUGACCCCCCGGGCCUCAAGGAUAUGACCCUCAAAGCCAUCGAUAUUCUUCAGACACGUUCCGAGGGCAAGGGAUACUUCCUCAUGUCCGAAGCCGCCUCAAUCGAUAAGCAGAUGCACUCCAUGGACUACGACCGUGCCCUUGGCGACCUCCUGGAGCUCGACGACACCGUCAAGGCUACCAUUGAGAAGCUCAAGAAGGACGGCACCCUCAAGGACACUCUGAUCCUUGUGACCGCUGAUCACGGCCAUGGCUUCGACGUCGCCGGUGGUGUCGACACCCUCUAUCUUGAGAAACAGGAGGGCGACCGCGAGAAGCGUGGUGCCAUCGGUACCUACCAGGAGUCCGGCCUCUCCCAGUACGUCGUCGGCGAGCAGAAGACCGAGGGCUUCCCAGCCGAUUGGGACCCGCGAUACACCUUCCAUUCCGGCCUCGCCACCUUCCCCGACCAUCGUGAGAACUACAAGGUACACAAGGAAGGCCCGCGCACCCCGGCCAUCAACCUGAAGCUUCUGGGAUCCAGCGACUACUAUGUCAACUACAAAGACGCCGUCACUGGCUUCGUCGUCAAUGGUACCCUUCCAAUCGGGGAGUCUCAAGGCGUCCACUCCCUCACCGACGUCCCCGUCUACGCCCUCAGCGGCCCCUGCCAAGACCUCUUCUCUGGCUCGUUCAACAACAUCGACAUCUUCUUCGGCAUGGCCGAGUGUCUGGGCCUCUCCGAGAAGGGCACCCGUGGCCGCCGCGGGCGCUGGGGCAAGGGCCGGAGGAAGAACGGGUGGGGCGACGAUGACUGGAUGGUGUGGUAA